Messenger RNA from Actinia tenebrosa (Australian red waratah sea anemone), 2778 nucleotides. RefSeq names its product actin-related protein 8. NCBI's taxonomy places the organism in Eukaryota, Metazoa, Cnidaria, Anthozoa, Actiniaria, Actiniidae. The record is from RefSeq and is a predicted model, not a curated record.
AAAAUGGCGGCCGGCGAAGCGUUUCUUUGCUGAGUGAGAAAAGGUUUCGAAAAGCGAAAAAUCGUUUGACUUUAAAGCCGUCGUUAUGCCUCGUGGAGUCAAGGUUGAGCGUCCGGUUUCUACUGAGCCUGUUGAGCAUGCAGUACAGGCAUCAACCUUAAUAGUACUUCACCCAGGGUCUACAACAAUGUGGCUUGGCCGAGCAACUGACCACUUACCCAAGAGCUUUCCUCACGUUAUUGCCUGGAGACGACCACCCCAAAACACAGUUCCUCUGCCAAAUGAUGGGAUUUUGGAACGGGAAGGAAUAUACCAUGCUGACAGUGAGACACAGAGGGAUCUUGCUUUGAGUCUUGUUGAACAAGCUAUUUGGUCAAGAAAUUCAAGUCUUGGGAUGAGCCGCAAGCAACAAAUAUCUUCCAGCCAAGUAGCUGCAUAUAAUAGUGGGGUUGAACCAGAAGUGCUCGAUGAAGAAGAUUGUUCUGUAGAGUGGACUGAUCUCAGCUCACAACCGACCUAUGUCGCGGGAGAACAGGCAUUAUAUAUUGAUCCCCGAGAGCCUUACAACUUGCGCUGGCCAAUGAAAUUUGGCUGUCUCAACUUGCAUGGUGGUCCUGGAGGCUCACUGACUGCAAUUUGUGAGGACCUUGAGCGAAUCUGGGCAAACGCAAUAGAAACCAUGCUCAAAAUCCCACUCACUGAUUUACCUUUUUACAGAGCUGUGCUGGUGAUUCCUGACUCAUUCAACAAGAACCACACCAAGGAAAUGAUGGACAUUCUUAUCAACAGGCUGAAAUUUUCUUCGGCUAUUAUACAACAGGAGUCUGUGUGCUCUACAUUUGGGUGUGGGCUCAGCAGUGCCUGUGUGGUUGAUGUAGGAGAUGAAAAGGCCAGUGUCUGUUGUGUAGAGGAUGGCCUUGUCAUACCAAACUCAAGACACUGGUUGCACUAUGGUGGAAGAGACAUUACACGAUGCUUUUACUGGUUGUUAAAGAAGGUUAACUUUCCAUACAAAGAGUGUGACCUGAAGAGUAACCUUAAUACUUUCAUGCUCACUGAACUCAAGGAAACAUUUUGUCAUCUUAGCCAGGACAUAGUAGGUGGUCGGGUCCACGAGUUCCAGGUACACCAUCCUAAUCAAGCACCUCUGUCUUACAACCUGAAGAUUGGCAACGAAGCUAUUCAAGCACCAAUGGCUAUGUUCUUCCCUCAGUUGUUUGGUAUUGUUGGUAAGAGGCUGGUGUUCACAUCAGACCCGCCAUACGACGAUCCAGAAGACCUCUUAGAUGAUAGAUAUUUGCUCGAGUCGCAGCGUGGUGAUCAGUCAAGCAAGAAAGGUGGGGCAGGGACUGACACAGCAAACGAAGCCGACCAGGCUGAGGUCUCAGGGACCCCAGUUAUUCCAGGCAACAGGAAGCGUCCAAUGGUAGCAUCAGCAGAGAAGACCUUAGCUAUGGAUCAGGCUAUAAUACAGAGUAUUGAGUGUUGUCCAAGCGAAGACACAAAGCGAAAAAUGUACAGCAACAUACUGUUGAUUGGAGGAGGGUUCAGCUUCAAUGGCGCAGCACAAGUACUACAGACAAGGGUGCAGGCCAAACUUCCUUCGCAUUUACGUAAGCUGGUUGACCAAGUUGAAGUCAUAGCAAGGCCAAAGGAGAUGGAUCCCCGUAUUGUAGCAUGGAAAGGAGGUGCAAUCCUCAGUAUCCUCGACUCGGCACAAGAGCUCUGGGUGACUGAACAAGAAUGGAACAUUAUUGGUGUACGAGCUCUCCGUGAGAAAUCAUUAUUCGUAUGGUCAACCAUAUAGACAUCAUGAUAAAGAUGGCUUGAGGUUGAUGGUCUGGGUAACAGUAGUAGUGUAAGUACCUUAAUGGAGCCAUUAUUGUAAUGGUUCGCUGUUAGGCCACAUCUGGUCCCAUAGAUGAACAGUGUGGAAUACCAUAGUUGAUUCAGUUUUGUGGAUAACAAAGGGUAUUAAUCUUAUAAGCAGUACCCUAGAACCAAGAUUGAAAUGGCUACACUUCCCAAGCUGAGUUUUCCAUAAACAUGCAUUUAAUCUUGGUUGUCAAUGGAUUUGCCUGCACAUGGGUCUAAUCCCACCUAGGCAUGGAUCAGACAUCAAACAUCUUAUUUGAUCCUUUCUGUCAAGGUAGAUCAGAUUGCAGUUUUGGUAUUAUGGCAGCGAGAACAGAGGAAUCGGUGCGGAGAAAAAGUUAUUGAUUGAAUGAAUAUGAAGAAAUUAAUACCACUAAAAUGCUUCAUUUUCAAAAUCUUUUAUUUUAAAUGAUAUAUAUGAAUACUUUGACGGAAACAAAUAAAAACUGUAUAAUUUACAAAAAUGAUUGAACUACGAGACUGACUAAGCUUCACCUAUUCUACAUCAAAACUAAUGUGUCAUGCUAUGCAAUCUUAAAGUAUAGAUGACACAGGGAGCCCAAAUAGUAAAACCACAACUGACUGACAAUUUUUCUUUCAAAUAAAGAGCUUAAUCUUGGUCAUCUUCAGUAAUCUUACAAAUGUUAUUAUCUUUUGUUUUGCACAAUGUAAAUAAUGAUAAUGUACAAUUUCUCCUUGGGGAGACUGGGGACAGGUUAGAAUCGACCACAGAAAGCCCAAAGUAGCACAGAAUAGUGAAUAAGAAUGUUUCUUUUAAUAUUGAUAAGAUCUGUUACACUCUAAAUAAGCUGAAGAUAUUGAAAACUUGUUUCAGAGUUCAAGGGUUAGAGGUGUUGAAACCAAAAUGUUGACAAAAAUGUCCUAUAAACACAGGAUAACCAA